Molecule: messenger RNA, 541 nt
Organism: Scutellospora calospora
Lineage: Eukaryota; Fungi; Glomeromycota; Glomeromycetes; Diversisporales; Gigasporaceae
Source: the annotation of a GenBank genome assembly
CUUGAAGAAAUAGUUUCUGGUGACUAUCAAGUGAUUGUAAAAGCAACCAAUAACCCAGUAUUAAUUACAGAAAAUAUGUAUGAAAUUCUCUGUCAAGUUCAUAGUCAUAUCAUACAACAUGGUAGUCAAAAACAAACUUGGAAAACUAUAAGAGAUAGAUGGGCUCUUACUUCCAAAAGAGCAAUCGAAGUAGCAGCCUAUUUGUUUGACCUUUUCCAUAUAAUUGGAUUAUCUUCUCUAUUAGUAAAAAUCAUAAAUGGGCAACCUAGACACCCCCAAUCUCAAGGACUUGUAGAAAGAGCAAAUGGGAUAUUAGAACAAAAGCUCAGCAAGUUGAAAGAAGAAACUGAUCACAUCAAUGAUUUGUUUGAAAGGAAUAUUCAUGACGAAGAAGAAAUUCUAGAUACUAUUGAUAUUCAAUGUGAUUCUGACACAAACCUGGAUGAUGAUAUGGAUAAAUCUUUAUCUCAAGAAUUGAAUGAUGCAAAAAGAAAUUCAGAAUAUUUAUACUUGCAAUCAGAUAAUGAUGAUAAUAGUUUGG